AUCUUAGUUAAUUUAUUAAUUUACUAGACCUACUGUUGACCAAUAAUAACUUGUGUUUGGGUUGACAAGGUUGACAAAAGAGGAAGAAAUAAAGCACAGAACAGAAUGAUCAAGGAAUGAAGAGGAAGUUACACACAACUGUCUGGUCCACAAGCCUGAAUCCCAAAUGGCAUCCUAUUCCCUAUGUAGUGCAGAUAAAGAGAAUAUGGUGCCAUUUGUUUCACAUCCCAAUAGUCUCCUUCUUAUUGGUGAAUAGAGCCUUGAAACAUCCUGUCAUCAGCUGUGGACCACAGACAGAGUGAUUUCCCAGAAAACAGAGAAGUACAGGAUUUAGACACAUGAGACCAACUACUGCUCAGUCAGUUAGAAAGUUAAGAUGGCCGACUACGUCAACAAACAGGUGAUUGAAUUGAACAAAGUUACUGAAGAAAACCGGAAGAGAUUAACGAGGAGCGUGAAGACUGAGACCCAUCUCUCAGAUGGAAGACUAAGACUCUACAGGCUGGCUGCUGUGUGUUUAGGAGUGCUGUGUGCUCUACAAGUCACUCUCAACAUCUCCCUGAGGCUGGCUUUCUCCGGCUCUAACGACGAGAGAAACCAGUUAGAGACCUGUUACAACACCACCAGCCUGCCGCAAGACAGAGACCAGUCAGAUACCAGUAGUCGUGUCAUUGACCUGUGUACAGAAAGAGACCAGCUGCAGAAGGAGAGAGACCAGUGCCGGAAGAACAUGAACCAGCUAGAGAGGAUGAGAGGCCAGUUACUGAGGGAGAGAGACCAGUUACAGAGUGAGAGAGACCAGUUACUAAAGGAGAGAGACCAGUUACAGAGUGAGAGAGACCAGUUACAGAGUGAGAGAGACCAGUUACUAAAGGAGAGAGACCAGUUACAGAGUGAGAGAGACCAGUUACAGAGUGAGAGAGACCAGUUACGGAGUGAGAGAGACCAGUUACGGAGUGAGAGAGACCAGUCAGAGAAAACAGACGACAAAAUACUGUUACAGGAGCGUAAUAAUGCCCUGACUAAAGACAGGGACAUGUUGAGAGACAGGGUCAGUGUUCUGACCAAUGAGAAGGUGGCGCUGGAGAAGAGGCUCUCUGUGAGUGAGCUAAAUAUUUGUCCGAAAAUCUGCAAUUGUUGUCCGGAGGGUUGGAUGCUGUUGGGAUCCAGCUGUUACUUCCUGUCGACUCAGAGGAAAACCUGGGAACAGAGCAGACUGGACUGUCUGAACAGAGGAGCAGACCUGAUGAUCAUAAACAGCAAGGAGGAACAAAAGUUUCUCUGUGGCCUCAACAAGAUUGUCUGGAUUGGUCUGACUGACUCCGUUACUGGGAGGACACGGAAAUGGAUGCAUGGCACACCACUGACCACGGCAAGCUAUUGGAGGAGUGGAGGCCCUUAUGGUGGUGGAGUGGAGAACUGUGUGGUUGUACGUUACUGGUCAUCAGGAUACAGAAAAGGGUGGGACUAUCAGUGUUCAAAUCCACAGUUCUGGAUCUGUGAAAAAGGCCUCUUGUAGGUACUGCUGUUUAAGGAACUCUGAAGACGGAUUCUAUAUUUUGUUAGAAUGGCACUCUGAACUAGACUUUGGAAAGAAAGGCACACACACACACACACAAGCAUGAACACAUACAAAACAAAUGAGGUAUAUAUCACCCAAUAGCUGCUGUCAAUGUUUAAAUGUACAGUUCAUUAUGUAGCAUUGCAUGUAGGCUGUACACAAUUCUCUCUCUCUACCGCUACCUUUCUCAUGUUGAUGGUUGUUUACACUGUUGAAAGGUUACGUGAUGAUUCCACCUAGUGGUUAACGUGAGAGAUGGACUCACCAUAGAGUUGAAAAAGUGGUAUUACAGACUGGCCUACUGGCUUUUCCUCAAUUCAUCCUUCCUCGAUUACUCCUCGCAUCCUCUCUCCUCCCCUCCUUCUCAAAACACAUUG
This is a messenger RNA of Oncorhynchus tshawytscha (Chinook salmon), 1938 nucleotides long. RefSeq names its product C-type lectin domain family 4 member M-like. Bases 377 to 1519 code for a protein of 380 amino acids. The record is from RefSeq and is a predicted model, not a curated record. The transcript has 7 exons. NCBI's taxonomy places the organism in Eukaryota, Metazoa, Chordata, Actinopteri, Salmoniformes, Salmonidae.